AUGACUGCGGAAAGCAUGUCUCCUAUUAGGGAGGACUACAUCCGUCAGCUCACCCCUUACACCGCCUUCCUCGCCGCCCUCCACGCCGCCGGCUGCCCUGCCGCAGCCUUCGACCUCGUCCAUUUCUCCGACCUCAUCCACAUCGGCCGCCUCCCGGGCAAAACCGGCGCCCGGACCGUGACCCACCCGUCCUUCGCCGCCCCCUUCGUCUUCAAGGGCGUCAACUUUGACGUCGCCCGGCACGACUUCCGCGAGCACGUCGAGAAGACCCUCCUCCACGAGAUCCGCACCCUCUGCACGCUGCCGCCACACCCAAACAUCAUGCCGCGCCCGCAGAUCCUCGUCAUCGUCCCCGACGGGGACGCAGACCGCAUCUGCGGCUUCCUGCAGCCCGUCAUGGCGCGCGCCAGCGUCGACGAGCAGGUCCUCCGCGCCAACAAGGCCAACACCCGCCUCCCGCUCGGGCUGCGCGCCAAGUGGUGCUACCAGAUGGCCCUCGCGAUCCAGCACACGCACCAGGUCGCGGGGACCUACCACAUGGACCUGAAGCCGGGCAACAUGCUCGUCGACGGCGACGACAACGUGCGGCUGAUCGACUGGGAGCAGAGCGGUGUGUCCAUGUUCACGCACCCGCCCGAGGUGGCCAUCGACCAGGAAGCCGAGGAGUCCGCCGUCCUCAAGAACACCACCAAGAACAAGCCGCGCAUCAUCUACACGCCGCACGAGGGCGCCCCGCGCAAGAACCAGAAGUGGGGGUUCCCGGACUGGAACGUGUUCCCCGAGUGGAAGCGGACGUGCCCGCGCGCGGCGGAGCUCGCGGAGGUGUUCAGCCUGGGGCGGACGAUGUGGAUGCUGCUGGAGCAGGUGGAGCAGUCGCCGGACGCGGCGGUGUGGACGGAGGCGUCCAAGGACGUGCCGGCGGCUUGGAAGGCGAUGGUGAUGCGCUGCAUCGAGCGGGACCCGAACGACCGGCCGGAGCUAGACGAGGUUGUGGCGUUUUGGGAGAAGCAGGUUUUUCAUGAUUUGGACUAG
Colletotrichum gloeosporioides is the source of this 1032-nucleotide messenger RNA. RefSeq lists its product as uncharacterized. Gene Ontology annotation, biological process: protein phosphorylation. The transcript has a single exon. Gene Ontology annotation, molecular function: ATP binding; protein kinase activity. The record is from RefSeq and is a predicted model, not a curated record. NCBI's taxonomy places the organism in Eukaryota, Fungi, Ascomycota, Sordariomycetes, Glomerellales, Glomerellaceae. Bases 1 to 1032 code for a protein of 343 amino acids.